UCACCGUUGAAUGAAAAUUUCUUAACCAAAAAAUUUGACAAUGGCUGUUGUCAAAAACCUCUGACCCAUUUUGUUAACUCAUUAUGUUCCCGAAUCGAAACCGAUCUGGGCGUAGGUUUCAUCGUAAUGUCAUAGAGGAAUCCUAUUUGCGACUUAGGGGUAGUAUUGGAAUGGUAUUUCGCCAAUCUAGGCUUCACAGGAGAGGUGAAAACACCGAUACAGAAACCACCGAAACCGGGCGUGUUGACGUUCCAAGUACAAGCGGUGCUGGUAGCGAUGGAGUGGCCAUAAAUGACGCUAGCAGAUGUGACAGAGGCCAGCCCUCUGCAGGGCUAGGGCCUUCAUCGCCAAGAUCAUUCAGUCCUUCUGCAUCUCCUCUGAGUGUCCAACAAAGUCACAGACUGCGAUACGUUUUUGAAGACGGGGAAACUGAAAGUCGUCGCCGCCGUAGCGCCAGUCCGGCUCCCACUCCCAGUCGGGCCAGUGUCAGAGGCUUGCACAGUGGAGUUUCCAUGUCCAGGCCAUCACAUCUACCCAUGAAAGGAGAGCCAUUCUGUGAUUGUCAUGAGAAGCGUGAGGAACAUAAGUGUGUUUGUGGAGAAGAAGAUACAAUGUUUGAUUGGAUAUGGGAUGAAGAGAAUAAAUCCACAGCCAGCAUACUCUCUGAUGAUAGUAGAGAGGUGAAGUUUCAUCCCGACUUCAGCAGCGGGACAGCAGCAGUGAGGGGUACAAAGGUCAUGAAGGAGGGUCAGCAUUACUGGGAGGUCAAAAUGGUGACACCAGUCUAUGGCACUGACAUGAUGAUUGGGGUAGGUACUGGUGAUGUUGAUAUGAAUGCCUACCACCACAUGUUCUGCAGCCUGCUUGGCUCCCAUUCCAACAGCUGGGGUAUCUCCUACACCGGUCAUGCCUACCACAAGGGGACAGCCAUCCGCUACACCAACAAGUUUGGCCAAGGAACCAUCAUUGGUGUACACCUAGACAUGUGGAGAGGGACUCUACAAUACUACAUGAAUCGCAGACCAUUAGGUGUAGCAUUUGAGGGGCUUGCAGGAAAAUCCCUUUAUCCUAUGGUGUGUUCCACAGCUGCUCGCAGCGGCAUGCGCCUCAUAAGAAGUUGGUCAUUCCGCACCUCGCUUCAGCAUAUGUGUUGCAGUGUACUCCGCAAACAUUUACCCAUGCAUCAGAAUGUGACUGAUGCUCUGUUAUUGCCUCCUGGGCUGAAGGCAUUCUUAAAAAAUAAUAUGGCUUGGUUGUUGUGGCCCAAUACUGGCGGUGAGGUGCGGCCAGAACCCAAGAAAGUGAAAAUAAGGCAGCGGUCAGAGGACAGCGAUUCUGACUUGGUGUUAAAAACUGAUUCCUUUGACGUGCAUCGGAUUACUAAACGGCGGCGGACUGAGGAAGAAAGUGACUCUGAUUCGAUGAAUGAUUGGGAUGUGAGUGAUGGCGGUGAGGACUCUGAAAGCCCCGCCCCGAUGCCUAGCACAUCGUUCACUGGUGAUGUGGUCAAUGAACAAUCUACCAGCGCUCGAGAUGGAUCUGACGUUUAUGUGGCGACAUCAGUGCAUGGAUUGAGCAUUACCACGUCAACCAAUACAAGAGCGUGUAAUGGUCAGUAGACCCGGACAGUGAAACGCUAAGAACUACUCUCAUAGGCUAAGAACUACUCUAAUUUUAUGUACCCAGUACAUUGAGAUUGUAUAUAUUUGGAUAAACAGAUCAGUGAGUCUUCACCAACAUUCAGAAUAGAACAUUGUGUGGAUUGUUAGUGCAUUUUGAAGUCGAGGUAAACAAGGUUUCAAUCUUACUUUUAGGGUUAUCACCAGGAUUAUUUUUGAUUCCGACGGCCCCUUCCAACAAUGCUGUUGUCUUUCUUGGAACAAUGAUUUUGUUGGCCUUACUUCACCCCUUUACAUAACGUACUUGAAGAUGUCAAAUGCAAAAGCCACUGAAUCCACUUGGGCCAUUUUCGAGCCGAGGUGGUUACAUUAAUAAUCAUUUUUUUGCAAUAGAAGUGAAGCUUAUUGAAUGAUUUACACUUGAAUCAGUCGGUUUUUGAUGCAUUGAAAUGGUUUGGUAUUCAGCUAAGUAUUUUCAGGUAAAGUUAGCCUCACCUAUCUGUUUUUGGAAUGAGUCCAAGCAGCUUUUGCAUUCGAAAUCUUCACUUGGGUGUUUUUUGAAAAGUAUGCCAUGAGUAUGGCCGACAAAUUUAAUGGUAGAACAAGUCAGUUUAGUAUUGUUGCAGAUGAUUUAUUCAUAAUAAGAGGUAGAUCUGUUGAAAACUCA
Messenger RNA from Lineus longissimus, 2286 nucleotides. Its product is annotated as SPRY domain-containing SOCS box protein 3-like. The record is from RefSeq and is a predicted model, not a curated record. Gene Ontology annotation, biological process: proteasome-mediated ubiquitin-dependent protein catabolic process. Gene Ontology annotation, cellular component: SCF ubiquitin ligase complex. The transcript has 4 exons. The coding region runs from base 84 to 1619 and encodes 511 amino acids. Gene Ontology annotation, molecular function: protein binding. NCBI's taxonomy places the organism in Eukaryota, Metazoa, Nemertea, Pilidiophora, Heteronemertea, Lineidae.